UCUCCUCCCCGGUUUCGGCACUCCAUUCGUUCGCCUCUGAGCUCGCAGACGUUCUCAGGGAGCUCGUGAACACUCGGAUCUCCGUCCUCGGCAGCUUUUCUGCGAGUAGCAGCUUCUUGCGAGGCAGAGUCUUGCGUCUUCCUGCUUGAGGUUUCUGGUUGGGUCGCGAUGGCCGGCGGCGUGGUUGUGAACGCCGGAGGGGGAAAGGACUACCCCGGCAAGCUCACCAUGUUCGUGCUCUUCGCCUGCAUCGUCGCCGCCACCGGCGGGCUCAUCUUCGGAUACGACAUCGGCAUCUCCGGUGGCGUGACGUCGAUGAACCCGUUCCUGAUGAAGUUCUUCCCGUCGGUGUACCACAAGGAGCAGGAGGCGGAGCGGAACCAGAGCAACCAGUACUGCAAGUUCGACAGCCAGCUGCUGACCAUGUUCACCUCCUCGCUCUACCUCGCCGCGCUCGUGGCCUCCUUCGUCGCCGCCACCGUCACCCGCGUGGCCGGCCGCAAGUGGUCCAUGUUCGGCGGCGGCGUCACGUUCCUGGUCGGCGCCGCGCUCAACGGCGCCGCCAAGGACGUCGUCAUGCUCAUCCUCGGCCGCGUCCUCCUCGGCAUCGGCGUCGGCUUCGCCAACCAGUCGGUCCCCGUCUACCUGUCGGAGAUGGCGCCCGCGCGCCUCCGCGGGAUGCUCAACAUCGGGUUCCAGCUCAUGAUCACCAUCGGCAUCCUGUGCGCCAACCUCAUCAACUACGGCACCGCCAAGAUCAAGGGCGGCUGGGGCUGGCGCGUCAGCCUGGCGCUCGCGGCCGUGCCGGCCGCCAUCAUCGCCGUGGGCGCGCUGUUCCUGCCCGACACCCCAAACUCCCUCAUCGACCGCGGCUACACCGACGACGCCAAGCGGAUGCUCAAGCGCGUGCGCGGCACGGAGGACGUGGAGGAGGAGUACAACGACCUGGUGGCCGCCAGCGAGGAGUCCAAGCUCGUGGCGCACCCAUGGCGCAACAUCCUGCAGCCGCGGUACAGGCCGCAGCUCGUCAUGGCCAUCGCCAUCCCCAUGUUCCAGCAGCUCACGGGCAUCAACGUCAUCAUGUUCUACGCGCCGGUGCUCUUCAAGACGCUGGGCUUCGCCGACGACGCAUCCCUCAUGUCCGCCGUCAUCACGGGGCUCGUCAACGUCUUCGCGACCUUCGUGUCCAUCGUCACCGUCGACCGCCUCGGCCGCCGCAAGCUGUUCCUGCAGGGCGGCACCCAGAUGCUCGCGUGCCAGAUCGUCGUCGGCAGCCUGAUCGGCGCCAAGUUCGGCUUCUCCGGCGUGGCCGAGAUCCCCAAGGGGUACGCCGCCAUCGUGGUGUUCUUCAUCUGCGCGUACGUGGCCGGGUUCGCCUGGUCCUGGGGACCCCUCGGCUGGCUGGUGCCCAGCGAGAUCUUCCCGCUGGAGAUCCGGUCGGCGGGGCAGAGCAUCAACGUGUCCGUCAACAUGCUCUGCACCUUCAUCAUCGCGCAGGCGUUCCUCCCCAUGCUCUGCCGCUUCAAGUUCAUCCUCUUCUUCUUCUUCGGCGCCUGGGUCGUCGUCAUGACCAUCUUCGUCGCGCUCUUCCUGCCGGAGACCAAGAACGUGCCCAUCGAGGAGAUGGUGCUCGUGUGGAAGUCGCACUGGUACUGGGGCCGCUUCAUCCGCGACGAGGACGUGCACGUCGGCGCCGACCUCGAGAUGCCAUCCGCCAACGGCAACGGCAAGGUCGGAGCGGGCAAGCUCGUCGGCAUGCAGUAGCCAUGGCGGCGCCUGGGCGUCCCUCGCUGCUGAUGCCUGAUGGUGGGCAAUAAUCUACUCAUACAGUACUCCAUUAUUCUUGGGGUUUAGCGGGAAAUUUGAAACUUUUAAGGAUUCAUCAUCACUUCACUGUAUUAUAAUCGUCUCAUUAGGUAGGAUGACUGGAUGAUGACGAGCAGUCAACUAGUCUUCUGUCUUCGUCUUUUUCUUUUUCUUUUUCUCUCUGUGCGGAUGUGGGGUUUAAUUAUAUUUGGAACAGAUCAAAUCAAAUAUGAAUAUCAAUUGCAAGUUGCAACUGCAGAA
This is a messenger RNA of Sorghum bicolor (sorghum), 2067 nucleotides long. RefSeq names its product sugar carrier protein C. The transcript is spliced from 2 exons. Gene Ontology annotation, cellular component: membrane. Lineage: Eukaryota; Viridiplantae; Streptophyta; Magnoliopsida; Poales; Poaceae. The record is from RefSeq and is a predicted model, not a curated record. Gene Ontology annotation, molecular function: monosaccharide transmembrane transporter activity. The coding region runs from base 169 to 1764 and encodes 531 amino acids. Gene Ontology annotation, biological process: monosaccharide transmembrane transport.